UUCUCUCCCUCUCUCUCUUUGUCUGUCUGUCUCUUUCUCUGGCUGUAACGACACGUAAAAUCAGGAAUUAUGGUUCGAUCGCUGUAAGUGCGAUCAAUUUCUGUACGUAUGAGCGUACAAUGUCGAUGAGUCGGAAGAAAGGACAACGAAUACAGACAGGAAGCGAGAGUGUUCGUUGUGUGUCCUCGACGAUGAUGGUCACCUAGAGAAGCGAGUACGCACGCUCGUUCACGGAGAGACAAAAAUGAGGCGCGUCAGGACGUUCGUCGGAACAAUCGACGCCGAUGUUGUUGUCGUUAACGUACCUUCACAGACGAGUACAAAGAGAAUAGAGAUGCGUGAGUGUUUCACGUUAGCCGUGUCGUCGGUAAAUUAUGCGUGUACAUAGAGGAUAGCGGAGGGGAUAGGCGAGAAGAGUGGAGACCAAGUGUCGUAGAAACUAGAAUUCGGUCGUGUGUUGUGAAAAAAAAGGGUCCGAAGUAUCACGAAGGAGAGAAGCCUGGAAUUGCCACGAAACAGCAACAAGGUCUCGUGCGUCGUAAAACUGCCUACGUAGAUCGUAGCCGAUUUCAAAAUGGGUUGUUUCGGCAGCAAAGAUAAGUUGAGCAAAGAGGAUAUGGAUUUCCUUAAAUCACACACAAGAUACGAUGAAGCAACUAUAAAAGAAUGGUACAAAGGAUUCAAACAAGAUUGCCCAAAUGGUAGAUUAACGCCAGCAAAAUUUGUCGACAUGUACAAAAUGUUCUUCCCAUCUGGCAAUGCGGAAGAAUUCUGCGACCAUGUUUUCCGUACAUUCGAUAUGGACAAAAAUGGCUACAUCGAUUUUAAGGAAUUUCUAUUGGCCAUCGAUGUAACGUCUAGCGGGACGCCAGAAGAAAAACUAAAGUGGGCUUUCCGGAUGUAUGACGUUGAUGGAAAUGGCGUCAUUGAUAUUCAAGAAAUGACUAAGAUCGUUCAGGCAAUAUACGACAUGCUCGGUGCAUGCUCGAGCAACAGACCAGCAGACAGUGCAGAAGAGAGAGCGAAAAACAUAUUUGCAAGAAUGGAUGAAAAUAAUGACGGUCAACUUACCGAGGAGGAAUUUUUGAAAGGUUGCCUUCAAGACGAAGAGCUUUCAAAAAUGCUGGCCCCUUAAUUCCCGUGUUUUGUUUCGGGAUCGAUUAUUAAUAGUACACUGUUGUCAAAAAACAUUCGUAAAAUACCAACCGACCGAGCAACAGCGAUGAAAGCAAUUUCAGAUACAUCUGUCUUUCAUACGAAACGUAUUUGUUGUAGAAUUAUACAUACAUAUACAGACGCACGUAUUCGUACGCGCCCGUACACAUGCAUACACGCACAAAUACACGGACACGCGCGUGCGCGCGGAUACAUUGCAGCAUUACAAUGGUUAAUACGAAAACCUGAUAGAACACCUUUAAUUCCCAGAAUUGCAAUUGGCAAAGAACAAUAACUAAAGAAUCGUUGUCUUUCUACGUUCUAAUUUCGAGUCGAGUUACCGGAAUAAUUUCUCGAAAGAAUUCGUCGACAGAUUACUUUUUAAGGAAUCGGAUUUAAGUGCUGUGAACGCGAAAGGAGUCCACCCUUGAUCUGAAUUUACAACCGGUGAUACGAAGGAACUCAUACGUUGACUACUUGGAAAGUAUCCAGCAUUAGACAUCCAAAAAAUACCCAACUUCUCAACAAAAAAAAAA
Bombus impatiens (common eastern bumble bee) is the source of this 1691-nucleotide messenger RNA. Its product is annotated as neuronal calcium sensor 2. The coding region runs from base 575 to 1135 and encodes 186 amino acids. The transcript has 7 exons. The record is from RefSeq and is a predicted model, not a curated record. Lineage: Eukaryota; Metazoa; Arthropoda; Insecta; Hymenoptera; Apidae. Gene Ontology annotation, molecular function: calcium ion binding.